This is a messenger RNA of Venustampulla echinocandica, 2082 nucleotides long. RefSeq names its product Zn2 DNA-binding protein. The coding region runs from base 1 to 2082 and encodes 693 amino acids. Gene Ontology annotation, molecular function: DNA-binding transcription factor activity, RNA polymerase II-specific; zinc ion binding. Lineage: Eukaryota; Fungi; Ascomycota; Leotiomycetes; Helotiales; Pleuroascaceae. Gene Ontology annotation, biological process: regulation of DNA-templated transcription. The transcript is spliced from 3 exons. The record is from RefSeq and is a predicted model, not a curated record.
AUGUCAAAUUCCUCCGCAGAAGAAGGAUCUCCAACCUCUACUUCGGGCGGCGGGCGACAUUUCUCCAUUUCGGCCGACAAAUUCAGCAUAGACAUACCCUCACCCAGCUUGCAACUCAAUACCAACGGCAGCCUGACGUCGCCGAACCCGCUCAAGUCGCCAACCACUCGUCGCGUUCAAAACUUUUCCCGUGAGGGCAUCCUGGGUUCAGCACAGAAAGCACGAAAUCUGUCACAGUCGUCGGGCGACAGGGAAUCUAUGACGAACGGCAUCCAAAACAGACAAAAUAAUACCGACGAUGGGAUUAAUCCUCUAAAACGAAGGAAUACGGAUGUCGGCAUUGAUUAUCCCAGGAGGAGGGCUACCAUAGCUUGCGAGAUCUGCCGCUCUCGGAAGUCGCGAUGUGAUGGAACGAAACCAAAAUGCAAGCUCUGCACCGAGCUGGGCGCAGAGUGUAUUUAUCGAGAACCGGGUAUCAAGCUUGAUGCGGGAGACAAGCUCAUAUUGGAACACCUCGCCAGGAUCGAGAACAUGCUUCAAUCGGGCUUCGUGGGCCAGACAUCCAACCUGGCCAUAUCUACCGGCUCGCCAUCCGUCAAUGGGGGGACAAACAUCAGCAGCGAUGAGGUGAUAAUGCAGAAUGGAGCCAACUUUGUCUCUAUGAUCCCCGCAACAGGUCUUGGUACUUGGACGACGCCGACGAACAUCUCCACCAUGCCAAAAAUUCAUACGAAUGCCGCACUGCACCUACUUCAAUGGCCAUUGAUCCGUGAUCUGGUCUCGAGACCUUACGAUCCCCAAAUUUUACUACAGCUUGAGAUGUCGCGAGAGCCUAUAACACUAUCAAAAACUCCUUGCCUUGAUCUUUCAAAUACAUCGACAUAUAUCGAAUCCUUUUUCGCCAAGGUCAAUGUGUGGUAUGCUUGUGUGAACCCAUUCAAUUGGAACGGCUACUACCGCACAGCGCUAUCAAACGGCUUCCGUGAGGGACCCGAAAGCUGCAUUGUUUUGCUAGUGUUGGCUUUAGGUCAAGCUAGUUGUACAGGAAGCAUUUCGAGAAUCCAAAACCUCGCCGACCCUCCAGGAUUACCCUAUUUUGCGGCAGCGUGGGCUCUCCUGCCUAGUUUGAUGACGAGAAACACUGUCCAGUCCGCCCAAUGCACGGUUCUUGCUUCUGCAUAUCUCUUCUACUUGGUGCGACCUCUGGAGGCAUGGACCUUGUUGAGCAGUACAAGCACAAAGCUUCAGCUUCUCCUUAGUGCUCCUGGUAGAGUUCCGGACAAGGAGAGGGAAUUGAUGGAGAGGGUUUAUUGGAAUGCGCUGCUCUUCGAGAGCGAUCUCCUUGCGGAGCUGGAUCUACCCCACUCGGGGAUUGUACAAUACGAAGAAAACGUGGGACUUCCUGGAGGUUUUGAGCAAGGGGAGGAGGAAGCUGCUGGACGAGAUGAACUGUGGUACUUUUUGGCCGAGAUUGCCCUCCGGCGGUUGCUCAAUCGCGUCAGCCAGCUCAUUUACUCCAAGGACUCGAUGGCAUCUACGCAAAGUUUGGAGCCAGUAGUGGCAGAGCUGGACUUCCAACUAACACAAUGGUACGAUAGCCUGCCACAGCCACUGCAAUUUCCUUACAAUCGAUCAUUGCUGCAAGAUCCGGUGCAAACCGUGCUACGAUUGAGGUAUUUUGCAUGUCGAACUAUCAUUUACAGGCCGUACAUCCUCGCGGUCUUAGACAAUGAGCAAGCGGCACUAGAUCCAUCUGUUCGAGAUAACUGCCGCAAAUGCCUCGAGGCAUCAAUUCGGCAAUUGGAGCAUAUUACUGCACAUCAUGCCGGCCAUAUACCCUACCUUUGGCAAGGCGCACUAUCAAUCGUCUCUCAAACGCUCCUCGUCAUGGGCGCUACUAUGUCGCCCUCUCUGUCAAGUAUUCUCUCGACGCUGGUACCUCAUCUCGACGCUGUGGAUGCCAUCAUCAAUGACGUCGUGGUGGAGGUCGAGCGAUACGUACAUCUAGCGCCAAGUCUCCGACUGUCUGCUGAAAUCAUUCGCGAAGCCGAAAUGCGACGACGCGCCUUCCUUGGGGGGUGA